AUGGAUCUGGUUCUUCCUGUCACAGGUUUCAUCCUGGUAAUGAGUCGAGUGCGGUGGAGGACAACAACACUGGACGUUCUGAACACCACAGAUCCCAGUUUGGAUCAAUGUCAACUUGACGCCAUGCCAGUCCAAGUGCUGUCAGGGGGGGCGGGGCCAGACGCCAAGGUACCGCCACACCUGGCCAGCAUUCCCAUCUCCCUCAUCAGCAUCAGCACCGACUGCUCCAACAGAACAGUCAAGGGAAAAGUGGUUCAUAAAGGCCCGCUGGUGUCGUUAACAGCCGACAACUUCAUCUUGAAGACCGUCAUCCAAGAAGAAGAGUCCCAGCCAAUCACCUCGUCUCAGCUGUCGUCCAUCAACGUCGUCCUGAUGGGAGCGCUGGCCAAGGAGUUCAGCCAAGCUGUCAAUCAAGGGGAUGUGGUCGUGGCUUCUGGCUUCACUGUGGGCAAAUCUCCAACUGUUAAUAAGGACAAGCUGCACCCGUGUAACCUGCUGCUGUCAGGAGACGACGCCUACAUCUAUGUCUCCCGCCUGCCGACUCCUCCUGACCCCGGAUCCCAGCCAGCCGUCAAGAGGGGCUCAGCGCUCUCUGCUCAGGUUUCCAGGACAACCAAGGCUCCAAAAUACACCUAUGUCCGACUGGGCGACUGA
This is a messenger RNA of Labrus bergylta (ballan wrasse), 654 nucleotides long. The record is from RefSeq and is a predicted model, not a curated record. Lineage: Eukaryota; Metazoa; Chordata; Actinopteri; Labriformes; Labridae.